CCAGAGCCUGAAAUGUAAAGCAUGUACAAGGCAUUUUGUUGUCUUUUCCCCACCCACUCCUUACACAAGAAGAAGAAAAAUUAACAAAAGAGCAAAGCUGUCUCUUCAGAGAAGAGAGGAAGCAAGGAAAGUCCCCGGUGGUGACUGGACUGAGUUCAAAAAUUACUGUUGUGCUCAUCCUGGACUAACAGGGAAGGACUAGAACCAGAAGGAAUAUUUGCUGCUCCAGAGAUAAGUCCUAAACUUGAGAAGGCUCUGCAAGACUGACUCUUGGAAUGAACAUCUGAAGUGCUGUCGGCUUGCUACGAAUUUCAUUACUGCUUUCCUGUUACAAUUUAGACAGUGGCAAAGAUUCAACAUGGGCAACAUUUAGGAGUAGAAGUAUGAUCCCGUUAAGAGCCUGCAGGUUGAGCCUGGACAUCUUUUUUCAGAGAGCAGAAAUGCUGGAAUUCCUCCAGCUUGAGGCACCUCUGCAGAGCUGCAGUGAGACAAGAGAGCUGAGCAACUAAUCUCCUGUGAAUGGACUUGUUGUGAAUGAACUUGGUCCUCUUAAAUUGUCCUGGGGAGGUGGAUUGCUUUCCCUAUGCCUUUGGGUCUCCAGAACCAUAUAUGAGUGGGUGGGGAAAAUUAGUCUAGUGCCCUCAAAGCAAGUACCCACUGCGGUUUCUCAUUUUGGUGAUACUUGUGGAAGUAAAGGGCGCUUUGUCCCUUGCAUCUGUGUGCCAGUAAAGACUAAGAACAGAAGACGCUGCUGCAACAUUAUGGAUGUUCUAUCAGAAUGUGGGAUUCUUUGGAGCCUUUUCUUAGAGUUGGAGGACAACAGUCUGCUGUGUCACUUGGAAUGGCUGCAUGAUUUCUCCGAAGGUUAUAAUGGUUCAGCUUGGGAUGAAAUUCCAGCUGUGUUGAGUCCAACCUACAAGCAACGGAACGAAGAUUUCAGGAAACUUUUCAAACAGCUUCCGGACACAGAGCGCCUCAUAGUUGAUUACUCUUGUGCACUUCAAAGAGAUAUUCUCUUGCAAGGUCGACUCUACCUCUCUGAAAAUUGGAUAUGUUUCUACAGCAACAUCUUCCGCUGGGAAACAUUGUUGACCGUCCGUUUGAAGGACAUCUGCACCAUGACCAAGGAAAAAACUGCACGGCUCAUUCCUAAUGCUAUCCAAGUUUGCACAGACACUGAAAAGCACUUUUUCACUUCCUUUGGUGCCCGGGAUAGGACGUAUAUGAUGAUGUUCCGCCUCUGGCAGAAUGCUCUCCUUGAUAAGCCUUUGUGUCCAAAGGAGCUUUGGCAUUUCGUACAUCAAUGUUACGGUAAUGAGCUAGGGCUGACAAGUGAUGAUGAAGACUACGUCCCUCCUGAUGAAGAUUUCAACACAAUGGGUUACUGUGAGGAGAUCCCCGUGGAAGAAAACGAAGUGAACGACAGCUCCUCCAAAAGUAGCAUGGAGGUCAAAGCUGAAGUGAGCCCUCAGCUUCCCAAAAAGUCUGUCACCAAUAGCAGCAUGUUGACCCCUACAGCAAACAAUGAAGCUCCAAUCCCGUAUGAAGGGGUAGUUCCUGAAGAAGAGGAGGUUCUGGAGACACCGGCUGAAAAGGAGAUGACAAUUGCAAGCCUCAUUGGAGAUAAGAUUGAUAUAAUUGCCCCUGUGAAUUCUCCUUCUCUGGAUUUCAAUGACAAUGAGGACAUUCCAACUGAACUCAGUGAUUCCUCUGAGACUCAUGAUGAAGGUGCUUGGCUGGCAUCCACAGGGGAGGUCCAGGCCUUUUAUGAAGAUCUGAAUGGACGACAAUACAUGAAUGAAGUCUUCAACUUUAGUGUGGAUAAGCUCUAUGAUUUGCUGUUCACAAACUCUCAGUUCCUAAGGGAUUUCAUGGAGCAACGACGCUUUUCUGAUGUUGUUUUUCAUCCAUGGAAGAAGGAAGAAACUGGCAAUCAAAGCAGAGUUAUUCUGUACACCAUCACUCUCACUAAUCCCCUGGCUCCAAAAACUGCCACCGUUACUGAAACUCAGACAAUGUACAAAGCAAGCCAAGAAAGUGAGUGCUAUGUUAUAGAUGCUGAGGUGCUAACUCAUGAUGUUCCCUACCAUGAUUAUUUCUACACAAUUAAUCGUUACACAUUGACGCGUGUUGCCAGGAACAAAUGUCGACUCAGGGUUUCUACAGAGCUACGUUAUAGAAAACAGCCAUGGGGACUGGUGAAAUCUUUCAUUGAGAAGAACUUUUGGAGUGGCCUAGAUGAUUAUUUUCGCCAUUUAGAGAGUGAAUUGACCAAAACUGAGAGUUCAUAUCUAGCAGAGCUUCACAGACAGUCACCCAAAGAGAAGGCGAACAAACAAUCCUCAGUGCGACGGAGAAAACGACCCCAUACGCACUUGAGGGGACCUCAUCUGGAGGAAGUACUGAGCCCUGUUACCACUCCCACAGAUGAGGAGGUUGUAGGUCGAAUCAAGCGUGUGGCAGGUUCCACUCAAACACGGCACAUCCCCGAAGAAAGUCCCAGCAGCUUCCACUUGCAGAGUGUCUCCAAGUUACUGCUUGUUAUUAGUUGUGUUUUGGUGCUUUUGGUCAUCCUUAAUAUGUUGCUGUUCUACAAGCUCUGGAUGUUGGAAUACACCACUCAGACCCUGACGGCGUGGCAGGGUUUACGUUUACAGGAAAGGUUACCCCAAUCCCAGACUGAGUGGGCCCAGUUAUUAGAGUCCCAGCAGAAAUAUCAUGACACGGAGCUCCAGAAGUGGCGAGAGAUCAUCAAAUCAUCAGUGGUUCUCCUAGAUCAGAUGAAGGAAUCCCUCAUUAACCUUCAGAAAGGCAUUGGCUCUCGUGAAUAUCGGCCCGAGUCGGAGGAGAAACGAAAACGGUUCUAUUAGCAGGCGGGAACACAUGCGGCCAGAGGAUGCGUGCAAUAUAUGUACAU
Messenger RNA from Python bivittatus (Burmese python), 2917 nucleotides. RefSeq names its product GRAM domain containing 1B (gene GRAMD1B). Gene Ontology annotation, molecular function: cholesterol binding; cholesterol transfer activity. Gene Ontology annotation, biological process: intracellular sterol transport. The record is from RefSeq and is a predicted model, not a curated record. NCBI's taxonomy places the organism in Eukaryota, Metazoa, Chordata, Lepidosauria, Squamata, Pythonidae. Gene Ontology annotation, cellular component: plasma membrane; endoplasmic reticulum-plasma membrane contact site; endoplasmic reticulum membrane.